GCUUCUUAUUCUCCACUCUGGCCUCCAUUGACGCCAUUGACGAGCUUCGAAGCGAAAGCGCCCUGAAUCGGAGGUGAGAGCUGGGGCAAACGCUCUAUUAUUUUCCCGCAGCGCUGCACUGGUCGUCGGGCACCACCACGGCGGUGCCGCGGUGCCUACCCUCCCUGAUUUCCCGAGUUUGGAAACGCUAACUGAAAUAUAUAGCAUAUGGAGGCAGACACUGGCAUUCCACUGCCAUUAGAUAAGCUGUCAUUUUGGUUCUCACAAUGACUCCAGUAAGCAGAACUUUGUUGUCCUGGUCUCCACGGGAAGUUUCAAUCCUCCCACUUAUAUGCACUUGAGGAUGUUUGAGUUGGCAAAAGAUGCAUUGAGAGAAAGAGGUUAUUUUGUUGUUGGAGGGUACAUGUCACCUGUAAAUGAUUCAUACAAGAAAAAGGGUCUUGCGUCAGCUAUUCAUAGACUGCAGUUAUGUGAGCUGGCAUGUAAAAGCUCCUCAUUUAUAAUGGUAGAUCCAUGGGAGGCUAAGCAAAGGGACUAUCAGCGGACAUUAACUGUUUUGUCUAGAAUACGGAACUUCUUGCAUGAAAGUGGACUAUUUAGCACAGGGUCCCUCAAGGUUAUGCUUUUAUGUGGCUCUGAUCUGCUUGAGUCCUUUAGUGUUCCUGGGGUUUGGAUUCCCGAUCAGCUGAGAGCUAUAUGUAGAGACUUUGGUGUCAUUUGCAUACGCAGAGAAGGGAAGGACAUCGACAAUCUCAUAUCCAACAAUGAGAUACUAAAUGAAAAUAAGAGUAAUAUCAUUGCUGUGGAUGAGAUAGUCCCGAACCAGAUAAGCUCAACACUAGUAAGGGAAUGUAUAAGGAGAGGUCUAUCAGUAAAAUACCUUACUACCGACGAAGUGAUUGGCUACAUCGACGAGCAGAAGCUCUACUUGAAAUCUGAUGAUUCUGAAACUGGUUGAAGUAGCAUGAUCUUCAUUUGAUCUCAAUCAAUAUUGCAAAUUUCAACACAUCCAAAUCAUAUAUUUUUUUGGCGGGAAAUAAUAAAUAAGCAAAUAAAUAAAAUAUACAAUGUUUAAUUUA
Messenger RNA from Dioscorea cayenensis subsp. rotundata (Guinea yam), 1079 nucleotides. Its product is annotated as nicotinamide/nicotinic acid mononucleotide adenylyltransferase. Gene Ontology annotation, biological process: NAD+ biosynthetic process. The record is from RefSeq and is a predicted model, not a curated record. Gene Ontology annotation, molecular function: nicotinamide-nucleotide adenylyltransferase activity; nicotinate-nucleotide adenylyltransferase activity. NCBI's taxonomy places the organism in Eukaryota, Viridiplantae, Streptophyta, Magnoliopsida, Dioscoreales, Dioscoreaceae. The transcript has 10 exons. Bases 332 to 958 code for a protein of 208 amino acids.